This is a messenger RNA of Microsporum canis CBS 113480, 1077 nucleotides long. Its product is annotated as acyl-CoA thioesterase II. The coding region runs from base 1 to 1077 and encodes 358 amino acids. The record is from RefSeq and is a predicted model, not a curated record. Gene Ontology annotation, cellular component: peroxisomal matrix. Lineage: Eukaryota; Fungi; Ascomycota; Eurotiomycetes; Onygenales; Arthrodermataceae. Gene Ontology annotation, biological process: acyl-CoA metabolic process; fatty acid catabolic process. The transcript is spliced from 4 exons. Gene Ontology annotation, molecular function: fatty acyl-CoA hydrolase activity.
AUGGGUGCAACUAUAUUCGAGGCCCCUCCCCAUGAUCCUUCAAAGUCGCAGAUUGAGAACGUCCUCGAGCUCACGCCAGUGACAGAUAUCGGACCGGAUGUCUUCACGAAUACCAGGCCGCUCUGGCACCCUCCAGGCGCUCGAGGUAUCUACGGUGGCGCCGCCAUAGCCCAAUGCCUUUCCGCCGCCCAGAGGACGGUACCGCCGGAUUUCUACCCUCAUAGUAUGCACUGCUACUUUGUCCUGUCUGGAGACUCACAAUUACCGGUUCUAUACCAUGUUGAGCGAGUUCGUGAUGGACGGAGUUUUGCAACCCGAACAGUCCAAGCUCGACAGCAGGGACGGCCCAUAUUUACCACAACCCUAAGUUUUGACCGUGAAGGAAGCGGAGGAGAGAAGCAGAUCAAACAUACCAGGAAGAAGCCGGAUGUUCCCCUGCCAAAGCAGCCAGAGGGAUUUGGCCGAGGUCGAGGCCCGUUCGAGUCUAGACAGGUUGGCAUGACGAAUAGAGAUUCCCCCCACGCUGCGGACAGGUCCUUGCAACUAUUUAACAAGGCUCGAGGCACCAUAUCUGCAGAAGGUGGCAGACAGGCCCAUCUAACGGCCUUAGCUUACAUGUCGGAUAGCUACUUCAUCGGCACCGUGUCUAAGGUUCACAAUAUCCGCCGCUUUUCGUCGCCGGGUGCUAUAGAUAAGGCUGCUGCAGCCCUCAAGAAGGAUACGGGCGUUGAAGAUGAGCUAGUCAAAAAAUACCUUCAGGAUCUAGCGGAGCAAGAGGAACAGGAGUUAAAGCUAUCAAAACAGACUUCAGCCGACCCCAAUAUGGAAAUAGGCAUGAUGGUCAGUCUGGAUCACACGAUAUAUUUCCACGACAGGCGGAAGUUCCGUGCAGACGAAUGGAUAUUCGCAGAGAUGAGGACUCCAUGGGCUGGGGCCGGCCGAGGCCUUGUCCUGCAGCAGAUGUGGGCUCAAGAUGGCACCCUGAUCGCGACAUGCGUGCAAGAGACGGCUGACCAUUUGACGCAGGGAGUCGUUCGACUUAAGCAAGACAAGCCCCCAAGCAGCAGCAAACUAUAA